This is a messenger RNA of Trichoderma virens Gv29-8, 951 nucleotides long. RefSeq lists its product as uncharacterized. The record is from RefSeq and is a predicted model, not a curated record. Bases 1 to 951 code for a protein of 316 amino acids. The transcript has 3 exons. Lineage: Eukaryota; Fungi; Ascomycota; Sordariomycetes; Hypocreales; Hypocreaceae.
AUGGCCGACUCUCUAGUACACAUCACCUCCAAGGCGCAAUUCGACGAGCUUCUCAGCAGCUCCCGCAUCGUCGUCGCCGAUUUUUACGCCGACUGGUGCGGACCCUGCAAGCAAAUCGCACCCCUCUACGCAAGCCUCGCCGAGCAGAUCUCGCGCCCUAACCUCCUCACCUUUGUCAAGAUUGACAACGACACGAACCAAGACCUCGCACAAGAAUAUGGUGUCACGGCGCUGCCCACGUUCCUCCUCUUUCGAAGCGGCAAGGUCAUCCACAAAGUCCAAGGUGCAAACCCGACCGAGCUCAAGGCCGUUAUAGAGAAGCUGGCCUCUGAGUUGGAGUCGCUGGCAGAGGGCUCAGGAAGCGGCGGCAUCUGGAAGGGUGCCGAGAUCCCCAGAGGCUACAGCGAUGUCACAGACCAGGUGGAGCUCAGAGGCUGUGAGCUGUUGAAUGCCGAUGACGAUGCAGGCCCUGUCAAGGUUCUCUUUGAGAGCUCGAAGCCCAGUGCUUUGGGCCAGGGCGCAUCGGCUUCCAAAGACUGGGUGCAGAGCGGAUCCGAUGACCAGCUUCUUCUCUUUAUCCCGUUCCAGUCUACAAUCAAGCUCCAUACACUACAGAUCACUUCCUUCCCCCCCGAGGGUAACAGCGAUGUGUCACGCCCCAGCGUCCUCCAUCUCUUCAUUAACCGCACAUCCAACAUGGACUUUGGUGAGGCAGAGGAUGCAGAGCCCACUCAAGCCAUUACACUGGAGCCCCAAGAUUGGAACUCGGAUGGCACAGCAAGCAUCGGCCUGCGAUUUGUCAAGUUCCAAAAGACAACCACCCUCACCAUUUUUGUGCAGAAGGGCGACGGCGAGGCGGAGACUGUCCGAAUUGACCGUAUCAAGCUCAUUGGAGAGGCUGGUGCAAAGAGGGACAUGGGCAAGUUGCAAAAAAUGGACGAUGAAGAGUGA